Molecule: messenger RNA, 715 nt
Organism: Drosophila eugracilis
Lineage: Eukaryota; Metazoa; Arthropoda; Insecta; Diptera; Drosophilidae
Exons: 2
Coding region: 67-408 (113 amino acids)
Source: RefSeq, a predicted model, not a curated record
UGAUAAAUAACCUGCGCUAUUUCAUGUUUUUCAGUUACUCAGCACGUCCGUAACUGUGGUCCGCAGAUGUUUCUCAUCAGCCGUAAAGGUGGCACUCUGCUGACCAUCAAUAACUUUGUCUACCGUUCUAAUCUCAAGUUCUUCGGCAAGAGCAAUAACAUCCUGUAUUGGGAGUGUGUCCAAAACCGAUCAGUCAAGUGCCGCAGCCGCUUGAAGACCAUCGGAGAUGAUCUCUAUGUAACCAAUGAUGUGCACAACCACAUGGGCGACAACAAGCGCAUUGAGGCGGCCAAGGCGGCUGGAAUGCUGAUACACAAAAAGCUUAGUUCUCUCACAGCCGCCGAUAAAAUCCAGGGCUCCUGGAAAAUAGAUACCGAGGUCAAUCUUGAUCAGCUGCCUAAGAUGUAAUAGCUUAUCUAACAUUCCCACCCUACAGUCAGAGUUCUAUUAAGGCUUAGCUAAUGUAUUCUACUAUUAUUUUUGCAAAGUAUAUUUCUGAUUUAGACUGAGAAUCCCGAGCCUAGUUAGGAUGGGUAAGUAGCCUGUUCAUCUGGGAUCUCAAAAUAUCAUUUUUGUAAUUCGCAAAGUCCCCGGGGUCAUAAUAUUUAUUCUGUUCUCAAUCGCUUAGACGCUUUUGGCCGCGGCACUGACUUGAGCAAUGGCUUGUGUUAGGUACAAACUAUGAACUUUUAAUAAAAUCAGAUGAACAUCUAAA